ACCGUCUUGGUGAUAGUGUCAUGGAUGUUGGCCUUGUCCAAGAGAUAGUCAAUCGCUGAGUAGGACGUCAUCGAAGUCAUCACUGGUGUCGAUGGUACCGGAUUUCUGUUCCUGCUUAUAAGGUAACCCGGCCUGGUCAGCCGAUAGAACGAACUGAAUGUCUGGACUAUUACUAAGAUGCUCCGCAUAUGUCUGCCGAAAGGACGCGUAGCCCAUGUAAUGUUCUUUAAAAGAACCAGAACGCUGACAACGGCGAAGUGCAAUCACAAUGACUACUCUCAUCACAGGCGGUAAAGGGAAAACAGCGCUCCGCCUUGCGCGCCUGAUGAAAGACGCGAACAAACCAUUCCUCGUUGCCAGUCGUUCCGGUGGAGAUCCCGCAGACGAGUCUCCCAGCUGUCGAUUCGACUGGUUAGACCCUACGGCAUACGCGAACCCAUGGUCGAAAGCGGAGGACAUAACUUCGAUCUAUUUUGUACCUCCCCAGGUCAUGGACAUGUUACCGCCGAUGAAAGCGUUCAUAGACUAUUGCCGGGAGAAAGGAGUCAAACGCUUCGUGCUCCUGAGCGCGAGCGUCGUAGAACCAGGAGGACCAGCAGCUGGCAAAGUCCAUGAGUAUCUUGCUACGAUAGGCGUCGAUUACUGUGUCCUCCGACCUACGUGGUUCAUGGAAAACUUCUCCGAGGAACGACAUCGAGGGCCCUUCAAGUCCGAGGACAAGAUUUACUCUGCAACUGGUGACGGGAAGAUUCCCUUCGUCUCUGCAGAGGACAUUGCGGCUGUUGCUUUCCGUGCUCUGGUCGAUCCACAACCCCACAACACAGACCACUUCAUACGCGGUCCUGAGCUGCUUUCGUAUGACGAGGUUGCCGAAAUAAUAACAGAAGUAUUGGGUCGAAAAAUCACCCACGUCAAGUUGACGCAACUAGAGAUGGCGAAUUGGUUUACGGAGAGAGGCGUACCAAAAGAGUAUGCAGGUAUGUUGGCCUUGAUGGAUGCCCGGAUAGCCAAAGGCGCGGAGGAGACGUUGGACGACGCGGUGCUCAAGGUGACUGGUCGACCACCCGUCCGGUUUUCAACCUUUGCGAAAUCCGUUAGACACGUUUGGGAAUGAGCCACACAGGUAUAUAGUUGUAUAUCAAAAUGGUCAGGCGAUUGUGACUGACCGGUCUGACGACAAAAAGAAC
Messenger RNA from Desarmillaria tabescens, 1187 nucleotides. RefSeq lists its product as uncharacterized. The record is from RefSeq and is a predicted model, not a curated record. The transcript is spliced from 3 exons. Bases 269 to 1114 code for a protein of 281 amino acids. Lineage: Eukaryota; Fungi; Basidiomycota; Agaricomycetes; Agaricales; Physalacriaceae.